Messenger RNA from Penicillium atrosanguineum, 1359 nucleotides. RefSeq names its product GNAT family N-acetyltransferase. The coding region runs from base 1 to 1359 and encodes 452 amino acids. Gene Ontology annotation, molecular function: acyltransferase activity, transferring groups other than amino-acyl groups. NCBI's taxonomy places the organism in Eukaryota, Fungi, Ascomycota, Eurotiomycetes, Eurotiales, Aspergillaceae. The transcript has a single exon. The record is from RefSeq and is a predicted model, not a curated record.
AUGGCGCGCGAGGCGGUGAUACCACCCUCACAGGGUUGCACUGUCGCGACGGCCGUUCGAGAUACUCGGCCUGAGCCGACUCUACGAAAGUCCACCGAUGCCUCAACCCAGGCUCAACUUCCAGAACCCGUCACAAAGUUUUGGAGAAGCGAGGAUGAGAGUAACCAUCCAGAGGCAUGGACCCCUGAUGGAGCCCAAAACUUCGUCGCGGCCAAAUGGACUGACCCACUACCUUCUACUGAUCCUAACGAAACAACAACCUACAUCGCCCGCACCGACGAAGACCUCAUCCCAGCACUCCGCCUCAUCUCUGACUCUGUCGCCCAACAGCGUCAACUCGCCGCUCGAUCCCUCCUCCUGCACCCAGUAUGCUGGCUGCCCAUUAUCGCCAGCAUCCCAUAUCUCAUUGUCGAACGAGCCCACGAUUCCUCAGAUUGGCUCGUUAUUCUCAUUAAAAUUGCCUGCAUCAUGACGACAGUCAUGACAGUUAUCAAAAUCAUUGUACGCCGAUACCUCGACGAAGCCGAGAAGGUCGGACGCUGGAGCUGGCUCUACGGCCACCGCUGGAUUAAAACCCGACUGGGCAAUCUGUGUCGUGCCGAGAAAGCCGGACGGUACUCACGGGACGAGAGGGAUGACUAUGUAUUCAUAACCCGUCUCGGCAAAGAUAUCAUCGGCGCCGUCGUAUUGCGCAUUAUCGAUACUUGGGAGCGGGAUACGGACCCGGGCUUUGAACUUGGUCGAGACCUUAAACGCAGACAUCCUAUGAGUUACCUGAUGAAUACGUAUCAUCGAAAGAAAGUUUGUAUCCGGGCAUGGACCAUCAAGCGACAAUAUCGAGGCCAUGGCAUCGGUCUUGCGCUUCUUCGGUUCGUCGUUCGCUGGGCUCUCGAUAAUGAUCUCGAAUUCAUCUUCUUCGCCGAUGACCAUGCGCAAUCACUGCGUGUGCUUCCGAUGUUUCUGAAUAAAACGAUGGAUACGCAGGAUGCUAGGGCAAGAGAUACGCUUUACUGGGAGGUGAAACACUACUCGACACCCUGGCAGAUUGAGCAGCGAGAGGAGCGGAGGAUGCUCUUCCAGCUUGAUAAAGCUAAGACCAAACUUGCCGACGUGAGCGAUAGAAGUCCAGACCAGGUCUUCAGUCCGCAGAAUGAUUUUACUGAGCUUCAUGGAAGACUUGCAUCAAGGAAUUCGAUGAGGGGUUUGCUUCAUGAUACCCCGAAGAGGGCUGAUGUGCAGCCAUCUUUUUCGUCGUGGUCGCCUGUAGAUACUAAUGUGAAUGCUCCUUCACCUGAGCGAGCCAUGGCUGUACAGCCUGAUUAUUUGCCUUCGUCUGAGCACGGUACCGAUCCUGAGUGA